AUGGCUGUUUGGAAGAGCACUUUUCUGUCACUCAUUUAUCUUGCUUCUCCGUCUCUAGCUCUAUUUAAUCUAGGUGUUCCGGGAAUCAAUUGGUCCUACGAUUAUGUUGUGGUCGGUGGUGGCACUUCAGGCCUCGCCAUUGCAGCAAGGCUAGCUGAGGAUCCUGGGGUGACGGUGGCCGUUGUAGAGGCCGGUGGACACUAUGAGAUCGAAGGUGGUAUCGAGAGCAUUAUUCCUGGCUUCGCUGCCGCAGCGAAUACUGGCACUGACCCUUCCGACGAUUCGCUGCUAAUCGACUGGAACUUUGAUACCUUGCCCCUGACGGCUGCAAAUGGUCGAGUCCUUCGUUAUGCAAGAGGAAAAUGCUUGGGUGGCACCUCUGCGCGCAACUUGAUGGUCUACCACCGAGGAACCAAAGAGACCUAUGAUCAGUGGGCAGGCAUCACGGGCGACUCUUCGUGGGAAUGGGACUCGGUGUUGCCCUACUUCAAGAAAAGCUGCACAUUGACAGCACCGGACAUGACCAAGCGUAACGCGAAUGCGAGCGUGACGUAUAACGUGAACGCAUUUGACAACAGCUUGGAUGGUCCUCUUCAAGUUAGUUGGCCUAACUAUGGCUCCCCGUUCUCCACGUACGUCGAGGUUGGGCUGGAAGAGAUCGGUAUUCUUUCAGGGCAGGAUACAAACAGCGGCUAUCUGAACGGCUCUGGCUGGGCACCUUCCACUAUCGAUCCCAGCUUGGAAACACGGAGCUCCUCGAAAACGAGUUUCCUGCCACAAUUUACUCUGAACUUCAACGUCUACGCGCACACUUUGGCGAAGAAAAUCAACUUCAGCGGAACCAAGGCUCAAAGCGUGAAAGUCGAAACCCUCGGUAUCUCCUACACCCUCGCAGCAAAAAAGGAAAUCAUCCUGUCUGCCGGAUCCUUCCAGUCCCCCCAACUCCUAAUGGUCUCCGGCAUCGGACCCAGGUCAACCCUGGAAGAGCUCGGGAUCAAAGUCAUCAAGGACCUUCGCGGCGUCGGCCAAAACCUCUGGGACCACGCACUCUUCGGUGUCGUCAAUAGAGUCAACGUCGUGACGGCAAGCCGCCUCGUGAACGACGCUCUCGCGGCCGCAGAAGCCCUCGCUCAAUACGCCUUCCAAAAGGGGCCCCUCACGGCCCCUGGCUUCGGUGUCCUCGGCUUCGAGAAACUCCCCGAUAGUAUCCGCAAGCACUUCACAAACAGCACGCGCGAAGCCCUCUCGGCCUUCCCCUCCGACUGGCCAGAGGUCGAAUAUCUCAGCCUCGACGGUAUCCUAGAUGGCUGGCACAGUGCUGACGACCAAGAUCUCGGCGAUGGCUACGAAUACGGCACCAUCGCGGCAGCCCUCAUCUCCCCUCUCUCCCGCGGCUCCAUCUCGAUAAGCAGCGCCGACACCACUGAUCCUCCGCUCAUCGACCUCGGCUACCUCACCCACCCAGCAGACCAGGAAGUUGCAGUUGCAGCCCUGAAACGCGCGCGGCAGGCCUUCAAUGCAUCGGGCGUCACUAUCGACGGCGUGGCCGAGCACCGCCCGGGACCAGACGUGCAAACCGACGAGGAGAUUCUUGGAUUUAUCCGCUCGACUAUCGUGCCGGUGUGGCAUGCUGCUGGGACUUGUGCGAUGGGCGACGCCAGUAACCCCGACGCUGUUGUCGACUCGAACGGCAAGGUCUUCGGUGUGCAGAACCUGCGCGUUGUAGAUGCAAGUAUCUUUCCCACUUUGCCACCGGGACACCCGCAGAGUACGUGCUACAUGGUUGCUGAGAAGAUUGCGGAUGAUAUCAAGAAUGGGAAUUGA
This is a messenger RNA of Aspergillus mulundensis, 1824 nucleotides long. Its product is annotated as GMC family oxidoreductase. NCBI's taxonomy places the organism in Eukaryota, Fungi, Ascomycota, Eurotiomycetes, Eurotiales, Aspergillaceae. The transcript is spliced from 3 exons. Gene Ontology annotation, biological process: secondary metabolite biosynthetic process. The coding region runs from base 1 to 1824 and encodes 607 amino acids. The record is from RefSeq and is a predicted model, not a curated record. Gene Ontology annotation, molecular function: oxidoreductase activity, acting on CH-OH group of donors; flavin adenine dinucleotide binding.